This is a messenger RNA of Venturia canescens, 3050 nucleotides long. RefSeq lists its product as uncharacterized. The coding region runs from base 1 to 1356 and encodes 451 amino acids. Lineage: Eukaryota; Metazoa; Arthropoda; Insecta; Hymenoptera; Ichneumonidae. The transcript has a single exon. The record is from RefSeq and is a predicted model, not a curated record.
AUGGGAAAAGGAAAAACUGUUAAACGAAAUUGUGCUCCGGAAGUUACAGUUGUUCAAAGUGAAACCCCACAACGGAAUGUCAUCCCUUCCAGUUGUCCAUCUUUUUUUACUAGGUGUUUCAAAAAGAAUCACAGACGUCGCAGAGAAGUUGUUAAUAAACCAUAUCCCGAAGAGCCUGAAACGCGCGAGAUUUACGAUUAUAUAGUAGAAAAACUGGUAAUAAAAAGAGUACCGAUAAGCUUAUUCGCAAUGUCACACGACACUUACGACACGGAAACGAAGUCGGAAGAUUGUGGUUGUGAGAAGAAUACAUCGACGAAAGUGGGUCAGAGUACGAAAAGUGUUUAUUCCAUUGCGCCAGCUGCGAAUUCCCUUUUUUACAUCGCUGGAAAAAGCGAACCAAGUACUUCCGGUUUCACGAGCAACGGCAAAAUGUUACGUUUUACUCCAAACGAAAAUGAUCAACUGGAAAGUUACAACGAUAAUGCAAUCAUUCGUCAAAAUUUGACGAAAAAGCUCGACAAAUUCACUGCCCUUCAUCCGAAUCUGAAGGAAUCUGAAAGAGUACCGAAAGAUCCGUGUCCGUUGAACACUGCUUCGAAAAGUCGACGUUCGUUGGCCGAAGAAAUAUCGGAAAUCUCAUCAACGACGAAGAUAGAAACGUCGGGCUCAUCAAAUAUAACUAAAGAUACAUCGACCAAUGAGGCCACGAACAAAAACAAUGUCAAAUUCAACGGUCCAAGCGGUUCGUCGUCCGUUUCUCGUAAUCAAGAAAUUCCAACGAGAGAUAAACCAGAAACGACGGAAACAUCAUCAAACCGUUCGAGAAAUGAAAAUAUUUCGUGCUUUCCUUUCGGUCGUCGAUAUUUCGAGAGCAGAAAUCACGAAGUCAACGAUCCAGAUGACACGGCGAUAAAAAACACGAAUUACACGAUCGCACCUGUUCAGGUCCACUACAAUUCGCCUAACUUGAUGAACAUACGAAAAAGCAUAAAAAAAAAUCUUCCUAUCGAAAAAUCAUCGUCGAAUCUGGACCACUCGAUUGUUAAUACAUCGACGGAAAAUCAAGAAAUCGAGAAUCCAAAAACAUGUGAUUCAUGUGAAACUAGCGAACGGCCUGAAAUUUCUAACGACCAAAAAGCUGAUAAUCUCGCAGGCACGACACUCAGAUGGAAAAUAAUAAUAAAACACCACCCACCUGAGAAUCCAAAAAAAAUUGAUAAAAAGGAGCAAAUCGGUUCAACCAUGUUACCAACCCCGAAUAAAAUUCCGCCGUAUUCAGUUGUGGGAAUGCAAAAAUAUUCGUUCGAAAAGUCUAAAAUUGAUCAGGAUUCCCGACAAAAACGAAAAAAAUAAAGUAUACUUUUGAAAAAUUGUCAUCGCAAUGAAUUUCAUUAUUUUUCUUUGAAUUCAUGAAUUUUCAUGAUUUUGCUUUGAAAAAUAUUUCAAAGCGGAUUUCGUAACGGGAAUUUCGGGGGAAAAUGCAGGAACAAAAAUUUCACAUGUUCCAAAUACUCCGAGUGUUGAAGGAGUUUUUCAUUUUUUGAAUUAUUAUCCAAUUUAUUACAUAUAAUGUUAACAUUUUUAUAAUUAAAUUCGAUCGGUUGCUCAUAUAAAAAUACCGUUUACAUUUUGUUGAACAGAAAUUUUGUGGUCAUUCCUUUUUUAUCGUCGCAGGCAUAAUUUUUCAAGUCAAUAAAUCUGUUUACGGAACCAAAUAGCUCCGUUUUAAAUAAAUUUGUCAAGUAAUACGACUCACCAAUUGAUGAGCAACUUUUUUCGAUUUGUCUUAAUUAUUAUUCUUAAGCGUUAUCAAAUUUUGUUUGCUGAAUUAAAUGAAUAUAGUUCCUGCAUUUAUUCGAGGAUAAUCGAUAAGUCUAGAAGAACUCAGUGACUAAUUUUCAAAAAAUUGAAAUAAACAAUACUCACAUAAACAAGACAUAACCUUAUAUAAUAAUAUAAGGUAUAUAAUUAAGUCUGAGAGAUAAAAAUUAUUUCCUUAAUUGAUAAACAACUUCACAGGUCAGCUUCGAGUCUGAAAAGAGAUAAAGCACGAUUAGAUUUCUCAAAUAACACUGUUUAGUGAGGAUCGAUGAAAUAUUUAUAUAUAUAUCUAUCUAUUAACCUGGCUCGUUUAGUAGAAUCUUCGUUGUCAGGUUUAUUUUCAUCCGUGCUGUCGGAGAAUAAUUUUUUCGUUCCGACCUGAUGAAAUAAAUAGUUGAUUAAAAGUUUUCGAUAGUUUGAAAUAUCACCAUUGCUUUGAUCUAUUCGAUAUACACUUACAUUUGCUUCAUUUCGAUUUGUACAAAUUUCAGGAUUGCAGUUACAGUUGGAACAACUCGUUGCAUUUUUUCGACACGAACAUAAGCGUGUUGAACAUUGACUUUUGCAAGAGCACUUGAUUAUUCCGUCGAAUGAUCUUUUCUCUCCUGAGAGUGACUCGGUGCUUCGAUUUUUCGAAAAUCGCUGAAAAUUUCGAAGACACAAUUCCAUUAUUUGUGCCCAAAUAUCGACUAGAAGUUACACAUUAUUUUGUUAUGAUUUUUCACUCACUGCUUUUUGAAUGCGUUUGUAAAGUGGAGUUUUCUUCCAAUCGGGAUCGUUGGCGUCAUCGAUCUCGCUGAAACUGUCAUCGGUAAUGUGGAAAUAUGAACUGUCCAAAUCUUGUGGAUCAGACAUGUGCCUAGUUUGCUGUGCAGCAUUGGUCUUCUUACUGCGAUUUUUUGUCACCGCUGAAGUAACGCCCAUAGCGAGCUAAAAAGCCAAGAAAAAAUUGUUACAGUCAUUUGAAUGGUUGGAAGUUGAGAUUUUUUUUUUUUCGAUCGAUGGUUUUUCUUACCUUGUCUUCGAGAUUUUCGCACUUUUCUUUAUACAUUUCUAAUUCUUCUUCCAGUUCCUUCAGUCUUCCUUCAGACUGCUGGCGAAGUUCGUAUUGACGAUUUUUUAAUAAAGCGGAGUCAUAUUUUUCCUGCAAUUUGCAAAAACUUAAGAACAUUGUAAUCGAUCAAUUUUCUUCAAGUAACUCGAAUAUAUAUUAUUUUUACCAUCAA